AUGGCCAAAGGAACGACAGAUAAAAGAUCUUGCCCAGCCAGAAAUUCCAAGCUGCUUCAUCGUGUUAGAAUAGUAACUCUCGGUUGCGUCACACACUGGAAGAACUGCAUUGUCAAAUUUAUUUCAAUGGCGACAAGUUUGCCCAACCAACGAAGCGGCUUGAGAAAAGGCCGAUUGAAGAUUGUUGUAGCAAUCGAUUUUGGAACAACCUAUUCAGGAAUCGCUUAUGCCAACACGGACGAGGGGUUUCAGGCAGAAAAGGAGGCAAAGAAAGGCGUUAAGCUCCAUGAGUGGUUUAAGCUGGGUCUCUGCCCCGAGUAUGAGAAACGUCGCGCCACAGCAUCCGAGCUCAUCAGAAAGUACCGCAGCUCCACCGCUCUUCCAACAUUGAAUACAAUAAGCAAUUAUGAGCAACUUGUCGUGGACUACCUCAAGAGCCUCAAGGGCCAUUUAGAUGAACAACUCGCAUCGGUCUACAAGCUUGUGAAAUAA
This is a messenger RNA of Truncatella angustata, 492 nucleotides long. RefSeq lists its product as uncharacterized. Bases 1 to 492 code for a protein of 163 amino acids. The record is from RefSeq and is a predicted model, not a curated record. The transcript is spliced from 3 exons. NCBI's taxonomy places the organism in Eukaryota, Fungi, Ascomycota, Sordariomycetes, Amphisphaeriales, Sporocadaceae.